Strongylocentrotus purpuratus (purple sea urchin) is the source of this 945-nucleotide messenger RNA. RefSeq names its product RPA-interacting protein B. NCBI's taxonomy places the organism in Eukaryota, Metazoa, Echinodermata, Echinoidea, Camarodonta, Strongylocentrotidae. The record is from RefSeq and is a predicted model, not a curated record. The transcript is spliced from 8 exons. Gene Ontology annotation, cellular component: nucleus. Gene Ontology annotation, biological process: protein import into nucleus. The coding region runs from base 103 to 792 and encodes 229 amino acids.
UCUUUCAAAAUCUGGGUUGUUUUUGUCAAGUGGUCUUCUUUCCGCUGGGAUCUCAUUGCUGAAACUCGGGGAAAAUUAAUUAGGAAGGUCAAAGUGACAACUAUGGCAGAUUCUCCCUUUAGAUCUACACCAAGUUCAAAACGUCGAGAUAUGUACAAGAAGACAACUCCAUCCUGGAAAGAUGCCUAUAGAAAGAGAUGCUUUGACAGGCUGCGAGGGAGCAGGGAGAGUCUCCUCCAGAGGUUCAGAGGUACCUCGCCCAGUUCUUCACAGUCUACCGCGAGCCCGUCGUCCAGGAUCGGGAGUAGUCCCGGCAGUCCCAGUCUGAUGGUCACACGGGUCAUGGAGGAGGAAUGGAGGCUCCUGACAAGGGAGGAUCCAUCUUUUGCACUCAUAGAAGAUGAAUUGGACCUGAGGGAGGAGCUCCAAGAAGAACUCAUGAAAGAAGAAAUGAGCAUCAUAUCCGAGUACGAAACUAGCCUGAGGUUGGAGGAAGAACAGUUACAAGAUACUGUCAACCAUUUCACUGAAGGCUCUGUCGUAUGCCCUCUCUGCCAAAGAAACUGGUUGCUCAUGAAUAAGGGUAUCGUCUUCUGUUCCUGUGGGUUGAGAAUUGACACAGCUCAAGAUGGUCUGAAUCUCGAGAACAUUGGUCAGACUCUUGAGCUAGGGGUCAGUCAACACAGCAUCCUCUGUCCAGUAACGCCUGUCUUUGCUCUGUUGGAACUGGAGAGACUACAGAACCUUGUCAUGUCAUGUGAGACAUGCGGAUUCCUGCAUAUUGUGAUAUAGCAUAGCAUCCUGGCGAGGGGGAUGGACAAGACAACCGUCUGCAGCUAGUAUUACAUCUGCUGAGAGCAAGAAGGGCAUUAAAUGGGAUCAUUUAAUACAGCCUUAAAGGUAUAGACCAGUUUUGAAAACGCCCCCUCUCAAAAAUGAAAUGGA